AUGUCGCUACCUUCGAGUCCAACGCCAACCGAGUCGCUCCUUCCUCGACCAGAAUCCGGCUCCUCCCCAGCGACUCCCAUCAGAAAUGAGAACCCGACCAAACAGAAUGUUCCAACGAAGAGCCUUGACACAACUCCAAGUCCAAGCCUCAGGGAGAGACGUGGGCGAAGGCCGAAUUUCACCAACGGAUCCUUUCGACCAUUAUCAGUUUUCACCAAGAGUCUCUUGCUACCUUUCGACCUAGAUACUGACAAGGCCCUUGACGUUCUAAAGGGUGACAGCCCCGAUCGUGUUGAGGAAGCUAAGCAUGCUUUGGACAUCGACGACGAAGAAGCAGAACAGGGAUCGUGUUCUACAGGCACGGAGUCCUCCUCGUCACAAACUGCCACACUAGUCGAAGGUAUGGAGCCAGUAACAGCAGGGCGAGAUUCAGGCAUGGAUCUGAUCACAGCACUCAAGAUGACCUCGCCAGAUAAAGACUCGGCAAGGAAGAUCACAGCUGAUUUCGACACAUUAUGCGAGCUGCCUAUUCCCGAAGCCUCUCAGCACCCUUCCUUUUCCACGAAUCCUUUCGCCAUGAACUCCGAUGCACCGUUACUCUUCACUGCCACGAGCAUUGACAACAUCCGCCUUUUCAACUACAAAACCAGUCAGCAACGUGAGAGCAAUCCGAAAUCUGGAAGAGAAAGUAUUGAGCGGAAGCGGAGCUUCUUUGGUUUGGAGCUUAGAACACCUGCAUCAGUCAAGAGCAAGAAUGCAUUCAGUGCAGCUGACGACUCACCACUAUCGGCGAUGAUUCCGACGCCGAGCAGCAUUCCUGCACCACGAACAAGCAACAACUACGGGUCACUGAGAGGUUCCUCUCCUCUGAUGGAGUUUAUCGUACCCAAGGAAACUGCUAGUUCAAACAGCACUAGCGGUUCAGUAAGAAAGUUCUCAGAUCUGUUCAAGAAGAAGGAUAGCAUGGAGAGAAGUCUUGGCCCUCCAGUAUGGUCACCUCGAAACUCCCUAGAGAGUCCCAACUUGGAGAGAUAUGACCUAGUGAGUGUCACAAGGAUCAGCUAUGUCGUCACUGCUAACCCAGCCCAGGAAAAAUAUUUACGUCGAACAACCUACACUCCGACCUAUGACUAUGAUCCAUAUUCACCAUAUCCUCGACACCCAAAUACUGCCCGAGGCUGGAAAUCACGGAAUCUCAAAUGUACUACCUGCGCUCAUGAGAGCUGUGCAGUUUGUCACCGAGUCUGCUGUGCCUAUCGAGCCGCCGUGCUGGCUGAUGAAGUACACAAAGACGGUUCCCCGGCUCGAACGAGAGCCAACCAGCAGAUUCAGGAGAUCACUCGACUCUUCCCGUAUGGUCGAGAAGCACCAACAUUUCUGCAAUGUACAGCUGGGUCUGGUGAAACGGAGGCUGGUUGCGGCAAAACGAUUUGCCCGGAUUGCUGUAGUAUUUGUCCAGAUGAGAUGUGUGGCGAUACCUUGUGCAGAAAGUGUAAACCAGCCAUGUGGGAGGAAUGUGAUUGGCACAAAGGAGAUACCAUUAUGGUCGGAAGUAAAUAA
Messenger RNA from Lithohypha guttulata, 1560 nucleotides. RefSeq lists its product as uncharacterized. The coding region runs from base 1 to 1560 and encodes 519 amino acids. The transcript has a single exon. The record is from RefSeq and is a predicted model, not a curated record. NCBI's taxonomy places the organism in Eukaryota, Fungi, Ascomycota, Eurotiomycetes, Chaetothyriales, Trichomeriaceae.